ACACGGAGUGCUGUGAAAUCAGAGGUGGAAUUCCAAUAACUCAGCCGGCGGACCCAGAAGAGGCCACAUUGCUUGGAGGAUUGUCUUCAUCUGUUCUUCAUUCUUCCUCCUUCACUGGAUCCAGAACACACAGAGUAGGAGGAAAAAUGAGGAAAGCAGCAGUACUUGUGUUCUUGCUCCUAAUUGCGGCUACGGAGGUGAGAGGUGCUGGAGAAACACUGAAGGGGUCUGGAGCUGAAACAAACAAGUUUGCAACCGCAAGAGGAGCCAACGGAUCUGCGACAAACGCCUCUCCUUCAGGUUUCCUGGGUAAACUGCUGGUGGUGCCCAUGGACGGGAGCCACUGGGUGGGUGUCAAAGCUAUAGCGCAGGAAAUGGGUCGCCGUGGGCACAAGGUCACUGUGGUGAUGCCUGAGAUCAGUGUGCGGAUGGGUCCUGGGAAACACUACGACACCAUCGCCUAUCCUGUUCCCUACGACAAGGCACACAUGGACUUUGUGAUGUCUUCACACAAAGACGCCUUAAAGAAAUCUGCACAACCUUUCAUUGAGAAGGUCAAGACACGAUUCAGUCAGAUGAAGAAGAUUGUAAAUUUCAUCCACAUCACUGCAGAGAGUCUGCUGUUCAACGCCAGCCUGGUCUCCCACCUGGCUCAGCAGGGUUUUGAUGCUGUCUUGACAGACCCCAUGGUACCAACAGGCUCAUUACUAGCUCGGAAAUUAGGUCUUCCUACCAUUAAUCUGCUGAGGGGGACUCCAUGUUCCAUUGAUAUGAAAGCUUCCGGCUGCCCCUCUCCUCCCUCAUUUGUGCCUCGGUUUUUUACUGGAUACUCGGACAGAAUGAACUUCAAGGAGCGAGUCAUCAACACUUUGGUGAGCUCUUCUUCUGACACCCAGGUAGCUGUUCUGGAGCCUUUGCUCUGCCGCCUGAUCUACUGGCAUUUUGAUCACAUAGCCCACGAGUUCCUGGGAGAGGAGGUGAGCGUGGCAGAAGUGCUGACAGACUCUGACAUCUGGCUUCUCAGGAUCGACUUCACUCUGGAGCCGCCCCGUCCCCUCAUGCCUAAUAUGGUGCUGGUUGGUGGAAUUAACUGCAACGUGAGAAACCCUCUUCCUGAUGAACUGCAGGACUGGAUCUCUGGGCAGCAUGGGUUUAUAGUGUUCACCCUGGGCUCCAUGGUGUCAGAUCUACCAGAAGAGAUCACCUCCGUCUUCAUCGAGGCCUUCAGGCAGAUUCCUCAGAAGGUAAUCUGGAGGUACACCGGCCAAGUUCCUGAGGAUAUCCCAGAUAAUGUGAAGAUGAUGAAAUGGGUGCCUCAGAAUGACCUCCUGGCACACCACGGAGUCCGAGCCUUCAUCACUCACGCCGGCUCUCACGGUGUGUUUGAGGGUUUGUGCCAUGCCGUUCCCAUGGUGAUGGUGCCCCUUAGUGGCGACCAGCCUGACAAUGCCCAGAGGAUGGCAAACAGGGGAGCGGGAGUCAUAUUGGAUAUAACUUCUCUGACUGCAGAAAGCCUCCUGCAGGGACUGAACGAGGUCAUCAACAACACCAGGUACAAAGAGGUUGUUCAGAAGCUGUCGGCUGUUCACAACGAUCGCCCGUUUGAUCCGGUCGAUCUGUCGGUGUACUGGACAGAAUUUGUGAUGAAACAUAAAGGAGCAAAGCACCUAAAAGCUGCUUUCCGUGACCUCAACUGGUUCCAGUACUUCUCUCUGGAUGUAAUAGCGCUGCUAGCUGUGCUGGUUCUGUCCCACGUGUUUCUAACAGUGAAAUGUGUGAAACUAUGUUUGCAGAAACUGAGCAAGAAAAGGAAACGGGACUAGGAGGAUGACGAUUCCUCAUCUAUUUGUUAAAUAAAUAAAUAAUUAAAGCAUCAUCA
This is a messenger RNA of Nothobranchius furzeri (turquoise killifish), 1879 nucleotides long. RefSeq names its product UDP-glucuronosyltransferase. The record is from RefSeq and is a predicted model, not a curated record. Gene Ontology annotation, molecular function: UDP-glycosyltransferase activity. NCBI's taxonomy places the organism in Eukaryota, Metazoa, Chordata, Actinopteri, Cyprinodontiformes, Nothobranchiidae.